This is a messenger RNA of Megachile rotundata (alfalfa leafcutting bee), 3731 nucleotides long. Its product is annotated as major facilitator superfamily domain-containing protein 12. Gene Ontology annotation, molecular function: symporter activity. Gene Ontology annotation, cellular component: plasma membrane. Gene Ontology annotation, biological process: carbohydrate transport. The record is from RefSeq and is a predicted model, not a curated record. Lineage: Eukaryota; Metazoa; Arthropoda; Insecta; Hymenoptera; Megachilidae.
CAGUGGCUCGACUCACCUGGUUUUACGUCGCCUGUGGCGACGUCGGUGAACGAACUCGGGAUGUCUAUGGUUUGCCAGACCGCCUAACUGAGAGACCGUACAAGAACUUGUUCGGUAUCGAUUUCUCUCGCUCGCGUUUCUCUCUCGUCGGCUCUGAUUACAAGUCCUUUCCUGUUUCUACCACCUAUGGGACACCUUUACAUUCCAGUACAUACCGCGUGCGCGUUAAUUACGGUUGUACAUCGGGACGCAGUUAACUCAGACCUUUGUCGAUCGUGGCCUUUCGACUACGAAGCGAUAUCUGGCUUCUCUUUAAAAAAGAAAAACGCAUCUCGUCGGAAGCGAAUAUACUCGCGUGUAACAAGUUAUCGAGAGUAUCCUAACGCGCUACGACGCGUUAACGAUCAAGCGUAUUUACUCUAUCCUUAUUCUAGAUUAAGUUUCCAACGGUUCGUAAGAAGCCUGGAUCUAAAAGGCGCAUAAACGCGAGAUUUUGAAGGUGCAGCACCCGAUAAGAUUAAGGUUAUCGAGACGGUAGGCGAUUGUGCCAUGACAUUAAAAUCGAAUUGUCCAUUUAACAUUAAUUAAUUUCGGGUUCGCGAAGCGGAAAACGUGAAGCGUUUGAAGGUUCAGUCUGUCCGGUGGUCAGAUCGCGGAUAGCCGCGUGCCUCGUUCGCGCUCGUGAAAAGCAUGUUGCGCGCAUACGAACGCUGAUCGUCUUGACUUGCGAUUCAAACACUUUUUUGACAAAUAUAUUUCAUGGAAGUUUCGCUCGCAAACGUAUACGUUGUUACCGAAUAUUUCAGCCGUUGAAAUAUAACGAAGUUUUGACCGGGAAGGCACAGGUUCGUCCACUCGACAACUUAAAUUAAACAUCGAACGCUCGGACAAGAACGCUCGAUUCGAUAAGAAUUAACUAAGAUUUUUAAGUAAAUUAUCGGAGAAACUUAGUUUACUGUACAUAUAUACAAACUGAACUCGAUGAACUCGAACUGAAACUAAUUCGAUAGUCUAAACUUAAAGUUAACUUAAUUACGCGAGUCGAACAUUAACGAGCUUAACAUAAAUUGGAAUCUAUCUUAACACCGUUAUUUGGAGUAACAUCGUUAUUCGAAACUCAACGCGGAUACGAGCGAUCGAUAUGCGAAUGUACUCGCGAAAAACAAUCAACAUAGCCAAACGAAAGUCGAUACGAUGAUACACGAGAACAGGACGUUUUGUCAGUGUUUCUUAACAUCGCGACGCGAUUCUCUAGAUAGAAGAACUGACACGACGUUUCCAAGUUCUUGCGGUCGAUCGAUCGACUAACAAGCUUCGCGUCCGUACAGCCUUAAACGGAAAUCGCUUGCAACCGCGAAUUGAUUCGCAAGUGAAAGGAAGGCUACGCGUCUCACCGUGUUUCCUUAAAAAUACCAGGUCGUCGUGAACAUCGUCUCCUCGCGAUUUUUGCUCCAUCGAAACGUUUUUCAGAAUCAAUCGAAUCAAAUCGAAUCGACGGGACGCGACGGUAUAUGAACGAAGAAUGUCAGAAGUGGCGAACAAUCAACGCGGUCUUAGCGGAUUCGCGUGAAUCUUGAACAGGCAAAGUUGAUUUUUUGCCUUGAACGCGGUGGUUCGGAUAAUUCGGCAGGAAAAUGGAUCAGGAGGAGGAACGAUCUCCUUUGUUGGAGAGAAAACUAAGCCUUUCGACGAAAGCCGCGUAUGCCUUGGGACAUAUUUUCAACGAUUUGACAGCUGCCAUGUGGUUCUCCUACACUCUUAUCUAUUUUCAAAGGGUGGCACUGUUGGAACCGAUUACUGCCGGGGCUCUGUUGCUUCUAGGACAAAUCGUGGACGCGUUCGUGACACCUAUAUUCGGGUUGUUGGUCGAUCGAUACCUGAAAAAGAAGACAUGGCACAUUAUUGGCUCGUUGAUGGUUACCACGACGUUUCCGAUGAUCUUCGGUGGUUUCGCUGAUCCGUCAAAUACAGCCGUUAUGUUCAUCUACGUGGUCAGCAUCACCGUGUUUCAGAUCGGUUGGGCAGCCGUGCAGAUCUCUCAUUUGUCGAUGAUACCCGCGUUGACCAACUCGCUCCUGGCACGGGCAGAUUUAACCGCGAUACGAUAUUCCGCUCAAGUCGGUGCUGCCGUGGUGGUAUUCGUUGUCACCUGGAUAGUCUUACCUACAAACGAGGAAGCGGUAAUUCGUUUGGCCCAACAGGAUAGUUACAAAUUUAGAAAUAUAGUUCUGACGGUAACGAGCAUCGGUUUGACGAGCACUAUACUCUUCCACCUAUUCUUGAAAGGAAAUCUUUUGGAGGGAAACGAUCUACGAAAAGAGAAUGCCGAGGAACCGACGAGAUUGGUCGAUAAUCCCUGCAACAAUCGAAACUCGUGGGUCAAUAGCAUGAUUCUGCUAAGGGUGGCUAUGCUGUACGUGGCUAGUAGGCUGUUUAUAACACUAGCCACGGUGUAUUUACCUUUGUACAUAGAAGAAACGGACGUCGACGGAAAAGAAGCUCUGGCUACGGUUCCUUUGGUUUCGUACUUAUCCUCGUUCGUCGCCGCAUUGUCCUUAAAGUACAUCAGUAAAUCAUGCGGUACAAAGGCGUGUUACUUGUUGGGCAGCCUAAUCGGAAUAUUAUCCGCGGUUGUCACGGAAUUCGCUGGGAAUUCUGCGGCGAUCAUAUACGUCGUCGCGGUGCUAAUCGGUAGCGCGAGUUCGAUCACGAUGGUCACGUCGUUGAGCGUGACGGCGGAAAUAAUUGGCCCGCGAACAGAGCGUAGCGCGAUCGUUUAUUCGAUCGUCACGUUUCUGGAUAAAGUUGUCACGGGAUUGGUCGUGAUUCUGAUCGAAAAACGAAGGUGCACGCAACCGGAAUUCUGCCCGAAUUACAACAGAGACACUCUGUCCCUGGUUUGCGCUCUGUCGAUGUCUCUGGGAAUCGUCGCAUUGUAUUCGAUAUCGCGAUGCCUUCCCUAACCACCGCCAUACGACUCUGCAUCGUUGCAUAAACGAAGGCUCAUCCAUGUUUUUGUCUAUACUUUUGUAGAAAAAUUUGUACCGCAAGUUGCUCGAAUAAAACUUUAGCGGCCAAAGAAACGAAGCGUUUUCGAUAGAGAAACGAGGGGAAUCGAAUUUUCGCGGUUUCUCGUACGAUAAACGGUAUAUUCGAGAAAUCGACUGGAUCGACCAAGCGGCAAGCUUCGCGAGGUUCGCGUAUAGAUGUCGCAACGCGACUAGCAUACGAUGCUCGGAAUUUUCCAACGGAGAUCGCGGCUGAGCAACCGAACACGGUAGUAGCCGCGAGAGUACGAUGACCUGCUCGAUUUACGCGUUACGUGGCGAAUCGUGGUUGCGUCGUAGGAACGUAAGACAAGAUCCGUUGAAUUCUGUUUAGCCGUUAUGCCUCGACGAACGAUACAGUACGAUUAUCACGCGGGUCUAUAACGAUAUAUGCGAGGCAAGGUUCGCGAAAGAGUAGGGGAAGUAAGAAGGAGCGAGAGAGCGAGUCGAUCGCGCUGGACGAAAGAAGGAGAAAGAAACGGGAGCAGGAGAAAGAGAGAAGGAAGAAGAAAAAGAGCGAAAUAGAAAGGGCGAGAAGGAAAGAGAGCGAGCGGGAAACGGGUAAAGAAGCAGACGAGCGGGGAGGCGCCUUGGUGGAGUACGAGGCAACGACGACGACAAGCGGCGCAAACGGCGCACAGGGCGCACACAUCGGCUCGUGCGAACAUGGCCCGGAAGGUGCGC